Messenger RNA from Argentina anserina (silverweed cinquefoil), 588 nucleotides. RefSeq lists its product as uncharacterized. Gene Ontology annotation, cellular component: cytoplasm. Gene Ontology annotation, molecular function: translation elongation factor activity. The record is from RefSeq and is a predicted model, not a curated record. Gene Ontology annotation, biological process: translational elongation; peptide biosynthetic process. Lineage: Eukaryota; Viridiplantae; Streptophyta; Magnoliopsida; Rosales; Rosaceae.
GAGAUAAUGGCGUUUUCCAGCAAUGAUAUCAAGGUGGGCUCCAACAUUGAAGUGGACGGAGCUCCUUGGCGAGUUAUAGAGUUUCUUCAUGUGAAACCUGGGAAAGGGGCAGCAUUUGUGAGGACCAAAAUGCGCAAUUAUCUAACAGGAAACACUGUUGAGAAAACAUUUCGGGCAGGAAGUACGAUGAGUGAGGCAGCUAUCUACAAGGAAACCAAACAAUUCACAUAUAAAGAUGGUCCCCAAUUUGUCUUCAUGGACCUGACUACAUUCGAGGAAACUCGUGUGAAUGAAUCUCAAAUUGGAGCAGAAAAAACAAAAUGGCUGAAAGAGGGAAUGGACUGCAAUUUGCUUCUAUGGAAUGAUCGACUUUUUGAUGUUGAAAUCCCCAUCACAGUGAAGCUGACUGUGGUAGAUGUUGAUCCAGGACUGAAAGGUGACACUGCUCAAGGUGGUGGAACGAAGCCAGCUACCCUUGACACUGCUGGUGCUGUUGUCUUUGUCCCAUUGUUUGUAAAUAUAGGUGAUGAAAUACUGGUGGAUACCAGAACCGGGCAGUACAUGAAUCGUGCAGACAAAAGUGCAUAG